AGCUACAUAACAUGGUCCCUAUAAAAUAAUAUGUACAUUGUGGUAAAGUAACCAAACAAUACAUGGAUAUUGACCAUUGAGCGACAAGUUUCUUUCAGAAUCAACAUUUCUCAGUGCUUUUUUUUUUUUCUGGGAAGACGUCAGACAUGGGCAAGUUCAAGAAGGUUUGCGUCUUCUGCGGAAGUAAUUCAGGGUACAGAAAGAUAUUCAGCGAUGCAGCUUUUGAUCUUGGAAAAGAAUUGGUGCAAAGAAAGGUAGACCUAAUCUACGGAGGAGGGAGCAUUGGUCUGAUGGGAUUGGUUUCCCAAACAGUAUAUGAUGGUGGAUGCAAUGUUCUAGGAGUGAUUCCAAAGGCUCUCGUUUCGGUAGAGAUAUCAGGCGAGGCAGUUGGAGAAGUGACCAUAGUUUCUGACAUGCAUGAAAGGAAAGCUGAAAUGGCUCGUAGGGCCGAUGCUUUCAUAGCUCUUCCUGGAGGGUACGGAACAAUGGAGGAGCUGCUUGAGAUAAUAUCAUGGUCGCAGCUUGGAAUUCAUGAUAAACCGGUUGGCCUCUUAAACAUUGAUGGAUAUUAUGAUUGCUUGCUUGGAUUAUUUGACAAAGGGGUUGAAGAGGGAUUCAUUAGGCACUCAGCUAGACAUAUUGUCAUAUCUGCACAAACUGCUGGAGAGCUUAUAAAGAAGAUGGAGGAAUAUGAACCAUUGCACGACAAAGUUGCACCAAGCCAAAGUUGGGAUGUUAAGGACUGUAAACUUGCAAAGUCGUAGUCAUUUGAAUGCUUUUGCCCAAGAAUGCGUUCAUACUCUAUGUAACUUCCUAUUUGAUAUCUUUUGUAAUGAAAAUCUACAUAAAUAGAAAUGUCAUUUUUUA
Messenger RNA from Coffea arabica (coffee), 867 nucleotides. RefSeq names its product probable cytokinin riboside 5'-monophosphate phosphoribohydrolase LOGL1. Lineage: Eukaryota; Viridiplantae; Streptophyta; Magnoliopsida; Gentianales; Rubiaceae. Gene Ontology annotation, biological process: cytokinin biosynthetic process. Gene Ontology annotation, cellular component: cytosol; nucleus. The record is from RefSeq and is a predicted model, not a curated record. Gene Ontology annotation, molecular function: hydrolase activity, hydrolyzing N-glycosyl compounds.